UGCCUCUGCAGAAACAGCUCCCUGCCAGAACGGCGCUCGGCGCGGCGCGGCCCGGAGCGGCGGCGGCGCCUCUUCCUGCCUGCUAGCCCUCAGGAGUUGCUGGAUCUUUUUGACAGAAAAAAGCCGACAGGGGCCUCGAGGAGGACUCGCCACGAGCGGGCAGAGACGGUUCGGCCCCCUGCUGGCCCGGGCGGACCCCUCUCCCCGCGUCCAGGGGUCCGCUGCUCCCCCACUCCCCUCCUUUCCACCUCUUCUCGCUCUGCCUCUCUCGAUUUAUUUUUUCGAACGGUGUAGCCGCCAGAGGUGCGGUGCUAAAUUCUUGGAAGGGGCCCGGAUGUACUGAGGAUGCAUUACAAUUUCACAAAAGGAGGCAGUAGUGGAAAGGAGCAGUUUUUGGUGUUUGAUGCAAUAAUGGGAAUCAGGUAAUCCUCAGAAGGGAAGAAGAAAAUACUGCAGAUCCACGGCUUCCUUGAAUUUGCACGAAAGCCGCCGACCUCGGAGGAGGGAUUAAUCCAGACCCGCUUGGGGGUGUUUGGCCAUUUCUUCCUCUUUGUGGCUUCUUCUCCUUUUAAAACAAUUUUUGGUCAAUGGUCAAUGAGAACACGAGGAUGUACAUUCCAGAGGAAAACCACCAAGGUUCCAACUAUGGGAGCCCGCGUGCAGCUCACGCCAACAUGAAUGCCAAUGCAGCUGCGGGGCUUGCCCCCGAGCACAUCCCAACGCCCGGGGCAGCCUUGUCCUGGCAGGCAGCCAUCGACGCGGCCCGGCAGGCUAAGCUGAUGGGCAGCGCUGGCAAUGCAACCAUCUCCACCAUCAGCUCCACACAGCGGAAGCGGCAGCAAUAUGGGAAACCCAAGAAGCAGGGCAGCACGACUGCCACACGCCCGCCCCGUGCCCUGCUCUGCCUGACUCUGAAGAACCCCAUCAGGAGGGCGUGCAUCAGCAUCGUCGAAUGGAAACCAUUUGAAAUAAUUAUUUUACUGACUAUUUUUGCCAAUUGUGUGGCCUUAGCGAUCUAUAUUCCCUUUCCAGAAGAUGACUCCAAUGCCACCAAUUCCAACCUGGAACGAGUGGAAUAUCUCUUUCUCAUAAUUUUUACUGUGGAAGCAUUUUUAAAAGUAAUAGCCUAUGGACUUCUCUUUCACCCCAACGCUUACCUCCGCAAUGGCUGGAAUUUACUAGAUUUUAUAAUUGUGGUUGUAGGGCUUUUUAGUGCAAUUUUAGAACAAGCCACCAAAGCUGACGGGGCAAAUGCUCUAGGAGGGAAAGGAGCUGGAUUUGAUGUGAAGGCACUGAGGGCAUUCCGCGUGCUGCGCCCCUUGCGGCUGGUGUCUGGAGUCCCAAGUCUCCAAGUCGUUCUGAAUUCCAUUAUCAAGGCCAUGGUCCCCCUGCUGCAUAUUGCCCUGUUAGUGCUAUUUGUCAUCAUCAUCUACGCUAUCAUUGGCCUGGAGCUCUUCAUGGGAAAGAUGCAUAAGACCUGCUACAACCAGGAGGGCAUAGCAGAUGUUCCAGCAGAAGAUGAUCCUUCCCCUUGUGCUCUGGAGACUGGCCAUGGGCGGCAGUGCCAGAAUGGCACUGUGUGCAAGCCUGGCUGGGACGGGCCCAAGCACGGCAUCACCAACUUUGACAAUUUUGCCUUCGCCAUGUUGACAGUGUUCCAGUGCAUCACCAUGGAGGGCUGGACAGAUGUGCUAUACUGGAUGCAGGACGCUAUGGGCUAUGAGUUACCCUGGGUGUAUUUUGUCAGUCUGGUCAUCUUUGGAUCCUUUUUCGUUCUAAAUCUGGUUCUCGGUGUGUUGAGCGGAGAGUUUUCCAAAGAGAGAGAGAAGGCCAAGGCUCGGGGAGACUUCCAGAAGCUGCGAGAGAAGCAGCAGCUGGAAGAGGACCUGAAGGGCUACCUGGACUGGAUCACCCAGGCAGAGGACAUCGACCCUGAGAACGAGGAUGAAGGCAUGGAUGAGGAGAAGCCCCGAAACAGAAGCACUCCAGCGGGCUUGCUUGAUCAGAAGAAAGGGAAGUUUGCUUGGUUUAGUCACUCCACAGAAACCCAUGUGAGCAUGCCCACAAGUGAGACCGAGUCUGUCAACACCGAAAACGUGGCUGGAGGUGACAUCGAGGGAGAGAACUGCGGGGCCAGGCUGGCCCAUCGGAUUUCCAAAUCAAAGUUCAGCCGCUACUGGCGUCGGUGGAAUCGGUUCUGCAGAAGAAAGUGUCGUGCUGCAGUCAAGUCUAAUGUCUUCUACUGGCUUGUGAUCUUCCUGGUGUUCCUCAACACACUCACCAUCGCCUCAGAACAUUACAACCAGCCCCACUGGCUCACGGAGGUCCAAGACACGGCCAACAAGGCACUACUGGCCCUUUUCACUGCGGAGAUGCUGCUAAAGAUGUACAGCCUGGGCCUGCAGGCCUACUUUGUGUCCCUCUUCAACCGCUUUGACUGCUUCAUCGUGUGUGGGGGCAUUCUGGAGACCAUCCUGGUGGAGACCAAGAUCAUGUCUCCCUUGGGCAUCUCUGUGCUGAGAUGUGUCCGGCUACUGCGGAUAUUUAAAAUCACAAGGUACUGGAACUCCUUAAGCAACCUGGUGGCAUCCUUGCUGAAUUCUGUGCGCUCCAUUGCCUCCCUGCUGCUACUCCUCUUCCUCUUCAUCAUCAUCUUCUCCCUCCUGGGGAUGCAGCUCUUUGGAGGAAAGUUCAACUUUGAUGAGAUGCAGACUCGGAGGAGCACAUUUGAUAACUUUCCUCAGUCCCUCCUCACCGUGUUUCAGAUCCUGACCGGGGAGGACUGGAAUUCGGUGAUGUAUGAUGGGAUCAUGGCUUAUGGCGGCCCCUCUUUUCCAGGGAUGUUAGUCUGUAUUUACUUCAUCAUCCUCUUCAUCUGUGGAAACUAUAUCCUACUGAAUGUGUUCUUGGCCAUUGCUGUGGACAAUCUGGCUGAUGCUGAGAGCCUCACAUCUGCCCAAAAGGAGGAGGAAGAAGAGAAGGAGAGAAAGAAGCUGGCCAGGACUGCCAGCCCAGAGAAGAAGCAAGAGAUAAUGGAAAAGCCAGCUGUGGAGGAAACCAAGGAGGAGAAAAUUGAGCUGAAAUCCAUUACAGCUGAUGGAGAGUCCCCACCCACCACCAAGAUCAACAUGGAUGACCUCCAGCCCAAUGAAAAUGAAGAUAAGAGUCCCUACCCCAACCCAGAAAAUACAGGAGAAGACGAUGAAGAGGAGCCUGAGAUGCCUGUGGGCCCCCGCCCACGACCACUCUCUGAGCUGCACCUUAAGGAAAAGGCAGUGCCCAUGCCAGAAGCCAGUGCAUUUUUCAUCUUCAGCCCCAACAACAGAUUUCGCCUCCAGUGCCACCGCAUUGUCAAUGACACGAUCUUCACCAACCUGAUCCUCUUCUUCAUUCUGCUCAGCAGCAUUUCCCUGGCAGCUGAGGACCCUGUCCAGCACACCUCCUUCAGGAACCAUAUUCUGUUUUAUUUUGACAUUGUUUUCACUACCAUUUUCACCAUUGAAAUUGCUCUGAAGAUCCUAGGCAAUGCAGACUAUGUCUUCACUAGUAUCUUUACAUUAGAAAUUAUCCUUAAGAUGACUGCUUAUGGGGCUUUCCUACACAAGGGCUCUUUCUGCCGGAACUACUUCAACAUCUUGGACCUGCUGGUGGUCAGCGUGUCCCUCAUCUCCUUUGGCAUCCAGUCCAGUGCAAUUAAUGUGGUGAAGAUCUUGCGAGUUCUGCGAGUCCUCAGGCCCCUGAGGGCCAUCAACAGGGCCAAGGGGCUAAAGCACGUGGUCCAGUGCGUGUUUGUUGCCAUCCGGACCAUAGGGAAUAUCGUGAUUGUCACCACGCUGCUCCAGUUCAUGUUCGCCUGCAUCGGGGUCCAGCUUUUCAAGGGAAAGCUCUACACCUGUUCAGAUAGUUCCAAGCAGACCGAGGCGGAAUGCAAGGGUAACUACAUCACAUACAAGGAUGGGGAAGUUGACCACCCCAUCAUCCAGCCUCGCAGCUGGGAAAACAGCAAGUUUGACUUUGACAAUGUUCUGGCAGCCAUGAUGGCCCUCUUUACCGUCUCCACCUUUGAGGGGUGGCCAGAGCUGCUGUACCGCUCCAUCGACUCCCACACAGAAGACAAGGGCCCCAUCUACAACUACCGUGUGGAGAUCUCCAUCUUUUUCAUCAUCUACAUCAUCAUCAUUGCCUUCUUCAUGAUGAACAUCUUCGUGGGUUUUGUCAUCGUCACCUUCCAGGAGCAGGGGGAGCAGGAAUACAAGAACUGUGAACUGGACAAGAACCAGCGACAGUGUGUGGAAUAUGCCCUCAAGGCCCGGCCCUUGCGGAGGUACAUCCCCAAAAACCAGCACCAGUACAAAGUGUGGUACGUGGUCAACUCCACCUACUUUGAAUACCUGAUGUUCGUCCUCAUCCUACUCAACACCAUCUGCUUGGCAAUGCAGCACUAUGGCCAGAGCUGCCUAUUCAAAAUCGCCAUGAACAUCCUCAACAUGCUCUUCACUGGCCUCUUCACUGUGGAGAUGAUUCUGAAGCUCAUUGCCUUCAAACCCAAGGGUUACUUUAGUGAUCCCUGGAAUGUUUUUGACUUCCUCAUCGUAAUUGGCAGCAUAAUUGACGUCAUUCUCAGUGAAACUAAUCACUAUUUCUGUGAUGCAUGGAAUACAUUUGACGCCUUGAUUGUUGUGGGUAGCAUUGUUGAUAUAGCAAUCACCGAGGUAAACCCAGCUGAACAUACCCAAUGCUCUCCCUUUAUGAACGCAGAGGAGAACUCCCGCAUCUCCAUCACCUUCUUCCGCCUCUUCCGGGUCAUGCGCCUGGUCAAGCUGCUAAGCCGUGGGGAGGGCAUCCGGACCCUGCUGUGGACCUUCAUCAAGUCCUUCCAGGCUUUGCCCUAUGUGGCCCUUCUGAUAGUGAUGCUGUUCUUCAUCUACGCAGUGAUCGGGAUGCAGGUGUUUGGGAAAAUUGCCCUGAAUGACACCACAGAAAUCAACCGGAACAACAACUUUCAGACCUUCCCCCAAGCUGUGCUCCUUCUCUUCAGGUGUGCCACAGGGGAGGCAUGGCAAGACAUCAUGCUGGCCUGCAUGCCAGGGAAGAAGUGUGCCCCCGAGUCAGAGCCCAGCAACAGCACGGAAGGGGAAACGCCCUGUGGCAGCAGUUUUGCCGUCUUCUACUUCAUCAGCUUCUACAUGCUCUGUGCCUUCCUGAUCAUCAACCUCUUUGUAGCUGUCAUCAUGGACAACUUUGACUACCUGACAAGAGACUGGUCAAUCCUUGGUCCCCAUCAUCUGGAUGAAUUUAAAAGAAUCUGGGCAGAGUAUGAUCCUGAAGCUAAGGGUCGUAUCAAACACCUAGAUGUGGUGACCCUGCUCCGGCGGAUUCAGCCCCCACUGGGUUUUGGGAAGCUGUGCCCUCACCGCGUGGCUUGCAAACGCCUGGUCUCCAUGAACAUGCCUCUGAACAGUGAUGGGACUGUCAUGUUCAAUGCCACCCUGUUUGCCCUAGUCCGGACAGCCCUGCGGAUCAAAACAGAAGGGAACCUAGAACAAGCCAAUGAGGAGCUGCGGGCCAUAAUCAAGAAGAUCUGGAAGCGUACCAGCAUGAAGCUGCUAGACCAAGUGGUGCCCCCUGCAGGUGAUGAUGAGGUCACCGUUGGCAAGUUUUAUGCUACUUUCCUGAUCCAAGAGUACUUCCGGAAAUUCAAGAAGCGCAAAGAGCAGGGCCUUGUGGGCAAGCCUUCCCAAAGGAACGCCCUGUCCUUGCAGGCUGGCUUGCGCACGCUGCAUGACAUUGGGCCUGAGAUCCGACGGGCCAUCUCUGGAGAUCUGACAGCUGAGGAGGAGCUGGACAAGGCCAUGAAGGAGGCUGUGUCUGCUGCCUCCGAAGAUGACAUCUUCAGGAGGGCCGGUGGCCUGUUCGGCAACCACGUCAGCUACUACCAAAGCGACGGCCGGAGCGCCUUCCCCCAGACCUUCACCACCCAGCGCCCACUGCACAUCAACAAGGCGGGUAACAGCCAAGGCGACACCGAGUCGCCAUCCCACGAGAAACUGGUGGACUCCACCUUCACCCCCAGCAGCUACUCGUCCACUGGCUCCAACGCCAACAUCAACAAUGCCAACAACACUGCCCUGGGCCGCUUCCCCCGUCCCGCUGGCUACCCCAGCGCAGUCAGCACCGUGGAGGGCCAUGGGCCCCCCUUGUCUCCUGCUGUCCGGGUACAGGAGGCAGCAUGGAAGCUCAGCUCCAAGAGGUGCCACUCCCGGGAGAGCCAGAUAGCCAUGGUGUGUCAGGAGGAGGUCUCUCAGGACGAGACCUAUGAUGUGAAGAUAAGUGAAGACACUGAGUACUGCAGCGAGCCCAGCCUGAUCUCCACAGAGAUGCUGUCCUAUCAGGAUGAUGAAAAUCGGCAAUUAACACCACCGGAGGAGGACAAGAGAGAUAUCCGGCAAUCUCCAAAGAGGGGCUUCCUCCGCUCUGCCUCACUAGGUCGAAGGGCCUCCUUCCACCUGGAAUGUCUGAAGCGACAGAAGAAUCAAGGGGGAGACAUCUCUCAGAAGACAGUCCUGCCCUUGCAUCUGGUUCAUCAUCAGGCAUUGGCGGUGGCAGGCCUGAGCCCCCUCCUCCAGAGAAGCCAUUCCCCCAGCACAUCCCCCAGGCCCUGUGCCACCCCACCAGCCACUCCAGGCAGCCGAGGCUGGCCCCCACAGCCUAUCCCCACCCUGCGGCUGGAGGGUGCCGAAUCCAACGAGAAACUCAACAGCAGCUUCCCGUCCAUCCACUGCAGCUCCUGGUCUGGGGAGCCCACACCCUGUGGCGGAGGUGGCAGCACCAUCCGGAGAGCCCGGCCAGUGUCCCUCACUGUGCCCGGCCAGGCUGGGGCCCAGGGCAGGCAGUUCCACGGCAGUGCCAGCAGCCUGGUAGAAGCGGUCUUGAUUUCAGAAGGACUGGGGCAGUUUGCUCAAGAUCCCAAGUUUAUUGAGGUCACAACCCAGGAGCUGGCUGACGCCUGUGACAUGACCAUAGAGGAGAUGGAGAACGCCGCAGACAACAUCCUCAGUGGGGGCGCCCAGCAGAGCCCCAAUGGCACCCUACUACCUUUCGUUAACUGCAGGGACCCAGGGCAGGACAGAGCAGAGGGCCAAGAGGGCGAGACCUGCGCGCCCACCCUGGCGUGUCGGAAGAGCGAGGAGGAGCUCCAGGACAGCAGAGCCCACGUCGGCAGCCUGUAGUAGCUAGGGCUGGGGAGACGCUGGGUUUUUUAUUUGUUUCAAUGUUCCUAAUGGGUUCGUUUCAGAAGUGCCUCACUGUUCUCGUGACCUGGAGUUAACCGGAACAGCGUCUUCAUUCAUUUCGUUGGGACAAGACGCAGAGUUGGGUGGUGGUGGAGAGCCAGUUUUUCGGGGGGCAUGGAAGGCAGCAAUCCCAGUUUGUGUUGUGUGCACAGAGGUAGAGUGGUGAGGAGGAGUGGAAGAAUCAGGGAGGGAGAGCAAGAGAAGAGACGUCUGCCCUCGCCUCCGGGCAUGAAAGAGAACCUCAGCUUCCUGCGGUAGCCCUCACCAAAAGGACCCUAUGUCAAACGGGUGUCAACUUUGCUUGUAAAAAAAAAAAAAAAAAAAAAAAAUCAUUUUGCACAUAUUCUGUAUGAGCCUCACUGUCUCCAUAGAGCCAGGGCCCUGUGGAUUUGCAGAAGGAAGCAGGGGUAGGACUUCAGCGAGGACCCAGCCCCAUCCCAGAGAGGGAGGAGGAACAGCAAGAGGCUGCAGGAGCUCGGGAACCCCGAGCGGCUGGCGGGGGGCGCGUGGCAGCCUCACCGCCAAGGCCCCGGCCACGCCCACUCGUCUGCGUCAGGCUCACCUAGCCUGCCCUGGGCUCCCAGCUCCAGAAUGGCGGCUGGGCCUGCGUUGGCGGGGAGGGGCAGCUGGCGCUGCCUGCCAGGGAAGGGGCAGCCAGUUCUUGACGCGACGAGGUGGUGCUGAGCUUCUGUUGAGCGCUCUUUUGUUUUGUGAUUUGACAUAUUUCUUGACAGCAUGUUGCAGUUUUCGUUUUUUUGGUUUUUAUUUUCAUUUUGUUUUCCCAGGGGGAGGGGAGGAAGAAGUGUUUACAAAGCUUUGUAGCCACCCACCUUACUGUUUUCACUUUUGCAAAUGUAAAUCGGGUUUGGUUUUACUGUAUUAUUUAAACGAUUGUGGUUUUCUUUUUCUACGGUGGGUUCUGUGGAGCCGCUGUAGUCCGAGUUUUACCAGCCAUUGUGUAUGCGCAAUUUGUUAUAAUUUCCGUAGGUAGUAACAACAAUUUUUUGGGUUUGGUUUUAUAAUUUAAAGUAAUGCACUUGAUGUGGUCUUGCACAUAUGGGUGAUUGAGUUGGGUUCUUUUUAAUGCUGGGUGUAUCCGUGGGUGCCAGAGAGCGAAAGCACGGAUGAGAGAGUCUCUGUGAGUGUGUGUGCUACGUGUGUGUGUGUGUGUAGUGGGUUGUCUGGGCACAUGUCCUACGUGUGUAUGUGCACCCAUGCAGUGCGCCCAUGCGUGAAUGAGUGUGUCGCUCCCCCUUUCUGGUCUAACUGUGGGGAGAUCUGAAUCUGGGGCCAUUUGAAAGCAAAAACAAACCACUGUCUCUGCUUCUGAAACGGGAAUCAGUAACUCUUUGCAUUUUCUGUCCCACAAGAUAUGCAAAAACAAUGCAAUAAUAUUCAUUUUAAAAAUACAAUUGUGAGUUGUGUUGGCAUUAAAGCUGUAUUUAAAAAAAACAGAGAAAUUUAAGGGAAAAACUCAAGAAGGCGUUUUGCUUCGAUAUAUUCCGUGUAAUGUUUUAUUGCAUUGAUAAUGUUUCUGUUGAAGAAACUGUUAUACUUGAAUUCAGGUCAGUUUCAGUAUUUUACAAAUAUUUUUUUAAAACUGAAUUGCAAUUGUGCCAAGCGAAUAUAAUGAAUUGAAUUAAGUUUGUUUUUGAAUUCACUUCUUGUAUAUUUUGCUGCAUGUAAGUAAAUCAUUUUGUAUUUGAAGUGUGACAAGCUUUACCCUUGAACUCUGAAGUGCUUUUCUAUAUGUGGUUGGGGGAAAGGGAACGAAUAUUCUUUUAAUUUUUACGAUGAGCAAAGGUAUCACCAGUGUAAAUCAUUACCCCGCGAUCCACAAACAGGUUUGGACAUUACUGUUUUGCAUAUCUUGUGUUCGCUUCCAUUUCCCUCAAUUUUUCCAAAACUAUAUAAGUAUAUUCGUACUACAUCUUGCUUUGAGAGACCAGGACAUGUCUUAUUCCUGUCUUCGUUCUAUCCACUCUGCUCCAGUUCUCUGAUUUGGACUUUCUCUAGGGACACUCCUUCACCAUGAGGGGACAUCACCAGGCUGGCAUCAACGUCCCCCAUGGGAGAAGUGGCUGGCUUUUCUGUUCACUUUCACCGCACAAACUUUCCUCAGUGGUUUCCUCAGGAAAGUGUACACUGACUUGAGAGGAUGGAACUAGAGUCGGGCUGGUUGGAGGGAAGGGAGUCCUCCCCCUGGCAACUGCUCUACCCAAACUCAGACGGCAGGGGCCAGAGAACAGCAACCAGGUAAAAAUCUUUGUGCAUCCAAACGUCAGCUCUGUCUUAUUCACUUCAUCUCUUCCUCUCUGGAGCAAGAUUUCUUCCAGACCCACCCUCGUGUGUGUGGCAGCCAUGGAAGGGACCAGGACUGGGGAGGACAUGUCAGGAGUUCACAGUGAUAGUGGAACCAGAGACUUUGUGGGAGCAUCUCUUAUGCCCGUUUGUGUCUACCUAGAACAUUAUCCUAUUGGUGCUGUUUCCUUCAAAUAGAGUUCAACAAUGAUGGUUGAAAAGGAAGUGAUUUGGGGAAAACAGGACCCAACCAUUCAUCCAGGAUUUACUCAUUGAAUGUCUUCUGGUCCCAGUGUGCUCUCAGCCCUUAUAUGAGCAGCCUAGAAAUUAAAGUUGGAGAAAGUCCACUACCCCAAUGAAGAUGAAUUUCACUUUCAAGGACUGAUUCAUGAAAAAGUGGAGAAAUGUGCCAGAUACUCCCAGGUUAACUUACUGUCUAGAAGCAGGAGGGUUUCUUCCUGUUUCUCCAAGCCCAACCCAUCCAAACAUUUUUGGUUUGUUUUCAGUGCUGUGAAGGCCUUCUAGAAAUUAGUUAGGUGUCAUCCUUUGUCUAGUUUCCCAAGAUGUCUGCCACUGUGCUGCUAAGAUUUUAAUUAUGAUGGAGAGGGGAGCCCUUUUGGAUUAAUACCUGGUUCUUGCUGUACGUUUGGUCCCUGGAUAGAAAUUUGGAAUCUUAAUUGACUACAUGCACACAAACACACACACAACAUACACACUCAGACUUCCUGCUGCUUUUUUCCUUUUAGACUUCUUCUGCAUCACCAAAUCUCAUUAGCCGGCUGCAGGCCGGGCUCAUGCCAGCUACCCCCAGGGCCGUACCUAAGUAUGCCCCUUACCCUUCACCACUCAUGCCUACAAGGUCCCUUCUUCUUUAUAGUCAUCUCUGUCAGAAGACCAGCUAGCCUUGCAUCCUAUAGGGACAAUGUCAGCAGUGACAAGGGCAUCUGGCCCUAUGCCUCUAUGAAGGAAAGGAGUUUCAUAUGGGAGUUCCCUGUCUAGAGCCAUGAGUCUUUCUGGCAUGACCUCAUGGUCAAUUGGUAAAGGGCUGACAUAAGAUACUUGUCAUCAUGACAGACUGGUUAAAUCAGUCAUGAAAUCCUGAACCUCGUCCAUUAGAUGUUUACCCUCCACCUGGAGCAGAACUUACCCCAUGACCUUGUAAAACAUAACUGUCAAAUCUUCUGAGAACUCUUAAGUGGCAGGAGAAAGCUGCUAAUGGCUGAGGACCAACAGGACUUGAAGAAGUGCAAUGUAAGUUCUGGGGGCGGUGAACGCGAUUUUUAUUUGUCCUCUGAAGGGCCCAGACUCUUUUAUUUCCACACUUUGGCUUUUUAGUAGUCAUGUGUGUGAUUUUCAGUUGUCUCCUUUCUGUUUCUAGAAAGUUCUUUUUGGUCUUGAGCAGAAAGAGAAGAAUAUUUUCCUAGAUUUUGGCUUGAUCCAUGAAUUUUUCUCUGCUUUGCUUCACAGGCAAUUAGUUAUAGUCCCUCCCCUCACCUUCUAAGUCUGACAGGCUGCCCUCUGACUGGGAGGUCCAAGGACAAAGGAACAAGGCUUCCUUACUCUGUCUUUAUCCUAUGACGCUGCUUCCAAAUCUCAGGGCCUUGUCUGGAGAGAAGCUAUCAUUUUCUCACAGCCAUUUUCCUUCCAGAACUUUUCCUGAUCAUUCACUUAAAGAUAGUAGGCAACCACAGGAGAAGUGUACCUUUCAACGCCUAAGUAAUAUCUUUCUGAGAAAUAAGAACACCCUGAAAAUGAAGAGUUUGGAAGGUAUCAAAAGGGUUUCAUAGAAGCCCGUUGAUAUAUGCCCAUCAUUCCUAAAGGUCAAGAUAUGUAGCGAGAACCUAGUUCAGGCAUACAAAAUAACCCUGGUAGUCAGGUUUUUAGCCUCAUCAAAGUACAAUUAUAAAUGUUGCUAAGGAGGAUGAAAGCAUCUCAAUCCUGAGGGACCUAGAAAAAAAAAUGAAGUAUCAUUGUCUAAGAGUUAGAAACUAUUUAGCAAAGAGACCAGAAAAGGGCAAUCUGGUUUCGAGAAGACUCAUUUAAGCCCCAAGUUAGUAAAAAAUAAUAAUAAUAAAUAAAAUAAAAAUAAACAAAAAAA
Molecule: messenger RNA, 11691 nt
Organism: Acinonyx jubatus (cheetah)
Lineage: Eukaryota; Metazoa; Chordata; Mammalia; Carnivora; Felidae
Gene: CACNA1C
Product: calcium voltage-gated channel subunit alpha1 C
Exons: 50
Coding region: 588-7229 (2213 amino acids)
Biological process (GO): calcium ion import across plasma membrane
Cellular component (GO): voltage-gated calcium channel complex; membrane
Molecular function (GO): high voltage-gated calcium channel activity
Source: RefSeq, a predicted model, not a curated record